Cucumis sativus (cucumber) is the source of this 948-nucleotide messenger RNA. RefSeq names its product probable chalcone--flavonone isomerase 3. The coding region runs from base 56 to 784 and encodes 242 amino acids. The transcript has 5 exons. Gene Ontology annotation, molecular function: intramolecular lyase activity. The record is from RefSeq and is a predicted model, not a curated record. Lineage: Eukaryota; Viridiplantae; Streptophyta; Magnoliopsida; Cucurbitales; Cucurbitaceae.
GUCCUCUCUACCAACCUACUCUGCCUCCGCAUUGAUAAAUGACAGAGCUCUAUAUAUGGCCUCAAUUACCAAGCUUAAAAUCCCAUCUCCUUCACCGGCGACCCUAUUUUCUCUCUCCCUCUCAACGUCUUCCUUUCCUUCUCCCUCGCCGAUCAUGGGAAGUGAAGUGGAAGUGGUAGCAGACAUUGAUUUCCCAAAGCAGAUCGUUAAGGCCAAGCCGUUAUCUCUGUUGGGUCAUGGAAGUACAGAGAUAGAGAUUCACUUUCUAGAAAUAAAGUUGACUGCGAUUGGAGUUUAUUUGGAGCCUUCAAUUGUGGAGCAUUUGCAACAAUGGAAGGGAAAAGCUGCUAAGGACUUGGAGGAAGACGAUGACUUCUUUCAGGCUAUUAUUUCUGCUCCAGUGGAGAAGGUUAUAAGAGUAGUGGUGAUCAAAGAGAUCAAAGGGUCACAAUAUGGAGUGCAGUUGGAGAGUGCAGUUAGGGAUAGAUUGGCAGCUGAUGACAAAUAUGAAGAUGAAGAGGAAGCUCAGUUGGAAAAAAUUGUUGAAUUUUUUCAGUCCAAAUAUCUGAAGACACAUUCUGUUAUAAACUUCCAUUUCCCACCAGCUUCAACCAUUGCUGAGAUAGAGUUUUCAAGUGAUGAGAAAGAGGAGUCAAAGAUGAAAGUUGAGAAUGGAAAUGUGGUUGAAAUGAUUAAGAAAUGGUACUUGGGUGGGACUAGAGGUGUGUCUCAACCAACCAUAUCAUCAUUGGCUAACAAUCUUGCCAUUGAAUUAUCUAAAUGAACCCUAAACCCCACCUUUGAACUUCUUUUGCACAAUGCUUGCUUUUUUUCUUUCUUUUCUUAAUUACUGUAACAGUGGUUACUGUUGAAGUGGUGAGCUUAGGUUUUGAAUAAUAUUUGAACUCUUGGUUGAAGAUGUAUGCUUAAGUAGUAUUUUUUUUUUAA